GCUCUUCUGUGCACGAGAACCCCUAGACUCCUCGGCGUUUCUAACCUCACCACCCUCGCACACCCUCGUUCAUGUUCGCGUGACGCGUGUGUUCCGUGCGCGCUGCGUUAUAUCGUUCCCUCCUCGUUCCCCGGCGCAGUCCGCGCGUUAUCCUUGUUCCGGAAGGUUCGUUGCAACCAGGUGCAACCGGAGGAUAGUGUGGGCCGACGGGGUGCGAGAGAGAAAGAGAAAGAGAGAGAGAGAGAGAGAGAGAGAGAGAAAUAGAGAGACAGAGGGAGGGGGGAGAAGCCAGCUGGCUCUCCAGGCUGCUCGCGGGAGUCCUCGAGGGUGGAAACGGUUCGAACUUUGCUGUAUCUUUCGUCUAAUGCAGUGGCCUCUCCUGCCCGGCGAACUUUAUGAAAACUUCGAUAGCCGACAUCGAGGCGGUGCCAAGGUCACGAGGGAGGAGCUGAGGUCAUCCCGGCAUCUAUGUUGUGCGGCGAACUCCUGAACGGUGGCUUCGUCAGUGCCGGCGCGGUACCGGUGGUUCCGUACGGUCUCCCAGGACUCUGGUUACCCGGUUGCCUGCGUGCUACCAGUCCCCGCCUGUUGACCUCGCCUUACCUGACCCUGCUGGCCGAGCUUCUGGCCGCGGGCCGCCUCGAGCUGCGAGACGAUCUCCUGGAGCUGAUGGACCUGGCAAAGAGGAGCCAUCAGGCUCCCGGCAACAACGGAGCGCCCGAGCUCGACCUCGAUCUACACGCCGACGACAUCGACGAGAAUGUCUUCUUGGAAAACGGCCUCCUCUCCUUCGAGAACCCCAACUACCAUCUGGAUCCAGCCCGGCUGGACGAUGCUCUGAACAGCAACGAGAAUGACGGCUCUCUGUACGACGAACUGUACCAGCAAUUGGUCGGCAGCGGCGGCAGAGGCGGCGAGGUGACCGGCGGCGGGGGAGGGGACGGUGGAACGAGGGUGCAGGCACGCAGAACGUACGCCACGUUGGAUCUGGGCAGCAUGGGGGUGGACGUUACCCAGGGCCCUCUCACGCAGGAUUCCGUGACGGACGACGCUUCCGACAACACGGACAACCAUAACCUAGGGUACGGCUGCGAGGGUGUGGCGGAGUCCGCUCUCGUCGACGACACCCUCAACGGGAAUCCCCGAUCGUCGUCCUCCUCGUCGUCGAGCGCGAUCCUGCCUCGAUCUCAGCCCCUUCAGUCGGAAUCCGCGGCAUCGAUCGACGCUGCGGGCGUCUCCGGGUCGAGAAAUUAUUGCGAGAAACCCGACAACGAGACCGCAGAGAUGGGCGGCGUGCCGCACGUGGAGGGUGGCCUGAACAGCGAGCUGUACGCGGUGCCGGUGAAACGGCGACAGCCGAAGGACCAGAAGAACAAUGCGAUUCUGCAGAACAAUACCCAGGAGAAACCGUCGGACGUGGACGGCACCGAUUCCGAGGACAAAGAUGAGAAUCUGCCGCCCGGCUGGCAGAAGCACGAGGACGAGAACGGGCCAUAUUACUGGCACGUGAAGAGCGGUAACAUACAGAGAGAACCGCCGGAGGCGCCGCUGCACUCGAAAACGGAGGCGCGUCGGAGCCUGGUCAAGGAUAACGAUAGCAUAAACAAUUUUCACACCUUGAGCGGCAUGGUGAACACGGUGACUCGCAGCAACACGAGCUCGGCGCUGGACCAGGAGUUGGAGAACAAGAGGAAGGUGGAAUUGGCGCUGAAACGAAGAAGCUAUCCCGCCAGAGCGGACUCCGAGGGCAGGGACAAGCCGAUCAGAUUCGCCGUGCGGUCCCUGGGCUGGACGGAGAUCGCGGAGGAGGACCUGACGCCCGAGAGAAGCAGCAAGGCCGUCAACAAGUGCAUCGUGGAUCUCUCGCUCGGCAGAAACGACCUCCUGGACGUCGUCGGUCGGUGGGGCGACGGCAAGGAUCUAUUUAUGGACUUGGACGAGGGCGCGCUUAAGCUGAUCGAUCCGGAGAAUCUCACCGUACUGAACACACAACCUAUUCAUACGGUUAGGGUAUGGGGCGUAGGAAGAGAUCACUGUCGCGAAAGGGACUUCGCUUACGUAGCCAGAGAUCGAUCGACCAGGAAACACAUGUGCCACGUGUUCCGUUGCGACAUACCGGCGCGUACGAUCGCGAACACGCUUCGCGACAUUUGUAAGAAGAUCAUGAUCGAGCGGUCCCAGCAUCAGAAUCUCGCGAAACCGGUGGACAUCAACGGACGGACGAGUCUAGCCACGAGGCCCACGAAUCUGCCAACCGAACAUCGGCGUUUUCACAGAAACGGCCAAGCACUAGUCACGCAAUCCUUUCCAACACCGAUGGAGGAGCCGAAGAAAGUACUGCGAGCGCAGUACCUCGGAUCCAUGCAAGUCACUCAAGCAACCGGCAUGGAGGUCUUGAACGAGGCGAUAGAACAUAUCGUGGCAAACACGCCGAUCAAUCAAUGGCGAAACGUCAAUGUCGCCGUCGCUCCUAGCAUGAUUUCCAUUCUUACACCGAAUGACGACAAGCUCAUCACCGAGUGUCGAGUACGCUACUUGUCAUUCCUCGGUAUCGGCCGCAACGUGAAGCAAUGCGCCUUCAUCAUGCACACCGCGCAGGACCUGUUCAUCGCACACGUCUUCAACUGCGAGCCCAGCAGCGGGGCGCUCUGCAAGACGAUCGAAGCCGCUUGCAAGCUGAGGUACCAGAAAUGCUUGGACGCACAUCCGCAGGGCUUCAGAAACGCCAGCAGCCUCAACACUCCGAGCGGCAGAGGGUUAGGUGCGACCCUCAAGUCUCUAGUUGGAUCCUUGACUGGUCGCAGGAACAAGCAGGGCGAAUCCUGAGACGAGGCUCUCUCGCUGCAGAUCAGUCCCCCGACUGUCCGCUAGGAACUCUGGCCACUGCCUGCUGAGCGAGAGGUGAUCCGACACAGGCAUCUGCAGUCGCCGCUGACUCUCAAGUACUUCGGCGGCUCGCCGCCAAGCGCGUCCCUCAAGUCGCUGCUCUCACCCUCCCUCGACACCAGGCGUAUUCAGCUCGCCCGCUGGGAGAGCAACCCCUAGGAGGCACGGACAGUGUCGGGGGCGCCGAGAUGCGGAGUGCCGGGAGGCAUCGUAGGAAUACGAAACGGAUACUACUCUUUACGACUCGUAACGACUGAAAAUUUCGCGAAAAUUCCGCAGAGUGCUAUACCAUACCACAGCUAUAGUGGACUACGCUUACCUAUGUCGAUAUGAUGUUAUGUAUGUUAAACCGCAGUGUCCGACGAGAGGGUGGAGAGAGACGUCGCGGCCGUCCGCCGCGUCGAGGGGGAAGUUAUUAGAGGGCGAUAUCGGCGGAGAGGACGCAUUUGAGAGAGAGAGAUCCUGUCGCGUGAUCCUCAGGAGGCAGCUUGUAUCGAGUCUGGGGAACGUCGGGGACGAGGAGAGGAGG
Dinoponera quadriceps is the source of this 3415-nucleotide messenger RNA. RefSeq names its product amyloid beta A4 precursor protein-binding family B member 2-like. The coding region runs from base 469 to 2826 and encodes 785 amino acids. The transcript is spliced from 16 exons. The record is from RefSeq and is a predicted model, not a curated record. NCBI's taxonomy places the organism in Eukaryota, Metazoa, Arthropoda, Insecta, Hymenoptera, Formicidae. Gene Ontology annotation, biological process: regulation of DNA-templated transcription. Gene Ontology annotation, molecular function: amyloid-beta binding; transcription factor binding. Gene Ontology annotation, cellular component: nucleus; cytoplasm.